UUCCGCUGAAUCCAGUGCGGGCAUGCAGUGUGGGAGGAGCCUUCAAGCGCUGGGAACAUCCUUUCUACUGACCUUGGACAAACCGUAGAGCGAGAGAAAGAGGGAGGGAGAGAGAGAGAGAGAGAGAGAGAGAGAGUGGAGAUGAGAGAGAGAGCGGGUGAAGACAGUGGAGUGCUGCUAGACCACACCGCCGCAGACUGCCGCUGACCGCCGUACGCGAGAUAGGAGUCGGAGUCGGGGCGGGAGGAAGUACCUGGCGGCUGUCCACGAACGCGGGGGAGCGGAGGAGGAGGAGAGCGGAGGAGGAGAGGAGCUCGCUUCUCACUGAGGAAGAGAUUAAGGCGCGGAGCUCGUAGUGCUGGUUACCCCUCCCAUUUCACGGAGAUCCGUCCUUCCUCCGCUUUAACCGAGUUACCAACUUAACGCCUACAAGCCUGAAGAGCGUACGUGGUUGGCUCCAGUGGAGAAGACUGAAUCAAAGAAUAAAAGGAAUAAUCACAAAACUCAUGACUGAUCUUCGUCUGACAAUGUUGGAUCGUCUUAAAACAAUGUAAUCGAUUGGAUUAAACUUCGGAGAACUACAAUACAACAGUCUAAUCGCUGUCCGUUUUUCAGCAUCUCGCUAAGAAAUGAAGAAGUCUGAGGGUCCCUUAAAAUCCUGAGCCGGACAAGGCCGUGAGCCAGAGGGCAGGAGGGGCCCGUCCGAGGCUCCGCCCCCGCCCCUGCGGCGGGGGGGGGGAGGCGGAGGAAGACGGCGGGGCGGCCGUCCGUCCGGGAGAGAUGGGGGACGGGGGCGGGGGCGUGGGCGUGGGCGCCGGGGGAGAGAGGGCGAGCCACUCCCACGUCCUGUUCGACCGCUUCGUCCAGGCCGGCACCUGCAAGGGCACGCUCAAGGCCUUCCAGGAGCUCUGCGACUUCCUGGAGCUCCGCCCCAGCGAGUACCGCGUCUUCUACCACAAGCUCAAGUCCCGCCUCAACCACUGGAAGGCCAAGGCCAUCUGGGCCAAGCUGGACAAGAGGGCCUGCCAUAAGGACUACAAGAAGGGCCGGGCGUGUGCCAACUCAAAGUGUCUGAUCAUCGGCGCGGGCCCGUGCGGCCUGCGGACGGCCAUCGAGCUGGGCUUCCUGGGGGCCAAGGUGGUCCUGCUGGAGAAACGCGAUGCCUUCUCCCGGAACAACGUGCUCCACCUCUGGCCCUUCACCAUCCAGGACCUGCGCGGCCUGGGCGCCAAGAAGUUCUACGGGAAGUUCUGCGCCGGCGCCAUCGACCACAUCAGUAUCCGGCAGCUCCAGCUGAUGCUGCUCAAGGUGGCGCUGCUCCUGGGCAUCGAGAUCCACGUCAACGUGGAGUUCAAGGGCCUGGUCGAGCCGCCCGAAGACCAGGAGAACGAGAGGACGGGCUGGAGGGCGGAGGUCAGUCCUCGCACCCACCCGGUGAACGAGCUGGAGUUCGACGUCAUCAUCGGGGCGGACGGGAGGAGGAACACGUUGCCCGGAUUCCGCAGGAAGGAGUUCCGGGGCAAACUGGCCAUCGCCAUCACCGCCAACUUCAUGAACCGCAACACCACAGCCGAGGCCAAGGUGGAGGAGAUCAGCGGCGUGGCCUUCAUCUUCAACCAGAAGUUCUUCCAGGACCUGCGGGAGGCCACAGGAAUUGACCUGGAGAACAUCGUCUACUACAAGGACGACACGCACUACUUCGUGAUGACGGCGAAGAAGCAGAGCCUGCUGGAGAAGGGGGUCAUUCUCCACGACUACGCAGACACAGAGCUGCUCCUCUCCCGGGGGAACGUCGACCAGGCGGCCCUGCUCUCCUACGCCCGCGAGGCGGCCGACUUCUCCACCAACCACCAGCUGCCCUCGCUGGACUUCGCCAUCAACCACUACGGCCAGCCGGACGUGGCCAUGUUCGACUUCACCUGCAUGUACGCCUCGGAGAACGCCGCCCUGGUGCGCCGGCGCCACGGGCACCAGCUGCUGGUGGGACUGGUGGGAGACAGCCUGCUGGAGCCCUUCUGGCCAAUGGGCACGGGCAUCGCCCGCGGUUUCCUGGCAGCCAUGGACUCGGCGUGGAUGGUGCGCAGCUGGGCGCAGGGCGGCACGCCGCUGGAGGUGCUGGCCGAGAGGGAGAGCAUCUACCGUCUUCUGCCCCAAACCACCCCUGAGAAUGUGAGCAAGAACUUCAGCCAGUACAGCGUGGACCCCACCACCCGCUACCCCAACAUCAGCCUUCACCUCCUCAGGCCCAACCAGGUACGACACCUCAUCGACACGGGGGAGUCCAGGGACCUGCGCAUCGACAUGGAGAACGUGGUGAACUCCUCGACGCCCAACUUAACUAGAAACGACGGCGUCCAUUUUCGGGAUCUUGUGCGAGAAUCCAUUGCGCGCUCCAGCAAGCUCCUGAGCUGGUGCCAGCGGCAGACGGAAGGCUACAGGAACGUGGCGGUGGCCGACCUCACCAUGUCCUGGAAGAGCGGGCUGGCCCUGUGCGCCGUCAUCCACCGCUUCCGCCCCGACCUCAUAGACUUUGACUCCCUGGAGGAGCGGGACGCGGAGAAGAACAACCAGCUGGGGUUCGACGUGGCCGAGCGGGAGUUCGGCAUCUCCCCCAUCAUGACGGGCAAGGAGAUGUCCUCCGUGGGGGAGCCCGACAAGCUGUCCAUGGUCAUGUACCUCAGCCAGUUCUACGAGAUGUUCAAAGACACGGUGCCCCCUGGUGAACACCUGAACCUGAGUCCGGAGGAGAAGGCGGCUCUGAUCGCCAGCACCAAGUCCCCCAUCUCCUUCCUCAGCAAGCUGGGUCAGAGCAUCUCCCGAAAGCGCAACCCCAAGGACAAGAAAGAGAAGGAUAUCGAUGUUGUUGGGAAGCGGAGGAAGACCAGCCAGGCGGGCCAGUCUGAGGACGAGGAGGUUCCGCGGGGUUGCCGUGACGACAGGCCCCAGGCGAGCGGCGGCCUGGCGGAGCGGAGGCCGGAUUCGGCGGCGGCGGCGGCGGCGGGAGGGAACCACAACAAAGUCAAGUCCAUGGCCACCCAGCUGCUGGCCAAGUUUGAGGAGAACGCACCAGCCCAGUCCACAGGUCUUAAGAGACAGGGGGGGUCCAUGCCUGACCUGGGCUCCCUGCUCCGCCCUUCUCUGCCCCCGCCCCCCCCCAAAGAGGCGGCUCGCCUGCCCCCCGUCCCUGCAUGGAGACAGGCCAGAAGCGGUACAGGCUCACGGUGCUGCCCAAAGAAAACCAUUCUGCUCUCCUCUUCCUCCUCCACCUCCUCCUCACUCUCUCUUCACGCACAGAGCUCGCUGAGGAAGGAGUUCCCGCAGAACAUCGGCGGGAGCGACGUCUGCUUCUUCUGCCGCAAGCGCGUCUACGUGAUGGAGCGCCUCAGCGCCGAGGGGAGGUUCUUCCACCGCAGCUGCUUCAAGUGCGACCACUGCGGCACCACCCUCCGGCUCUCCUCCUACGCCUUCGACGUGUGCGACGGGAAGUUCUACUGCAAGCCCCACUACUGCUACAGGCUGUCGGGACAGGCCCAGAGGAAGAGGCCCGCCCCCAACGCCGCCCCGCUCAACGCCAAGGAGAAGCAGGCCCCCCUGCCCGCGCCCCAGGCGGUGGACGGUCCGGGACGGGCGUCGCCCGCGGCGGCCCCCGGCGAGCUGCGGGUCUCAGCGGUGGAGGUGAACGGCGUGCAGGAGCCCAGCCUGGCCAAGCGGCUGCGGGGCACGCCGGAGCGCAUCGAGCUGGAGAACUACCGCGUCUCCCUGCAGCGCGAGGAGGAGCUGGAGGAGGUGCCCGAGGAGACGCUGGCCGAGCACAACCUGAGCAGCGUGCUGGACAAGGCCACCGACGCCGACGAGGGCUCCAGCAGCUCCGAGUCGGAGAUGGAGGAGGAGAACGGCCAUCGCCCCGGGGACUCGGGACCGGGGGGGGGCGCGGCCUGGCCGGAGGCGGAGCCGCACGCCGAGCCGAAGGUCGAGGGCGGGGCGACGACGACGGGCGGCGAGGGAGGAGGCGGGGCCCGGACCGACGCGCCGGGAGCUCGGGACGAAGAGGAGGAGGAGGAGGAGGAGGAAGAAGAUGAGGAGGACGAGGAGGAGGAGGAGGAGGAGGAAGACAAGGAUGAGGAAGAGGAGGAAUCUAGUGAUGAGGGGGAGUACAGCCCCUGGGAGAGGGAGCUCCGCUCGGGGGUUUGGCUUGAGAACCUGCGGGACGAAGAGGACGUGUGUACGUUCAAAGCCAGAAACCUGCACAUCCAGCAGGCCCUGGAGCCCGUGGACCCCCUGGCGGCCUCCCGGACGGACGCGGGCGAGAGGGACGCCCGCCCCGAGGGGGUGGGGGACCAGGAGGGCACGUCCGCCUCCCCGCCCACCCGCUCCACAGAGCCCUGUGAGGAUGACGACCCGGAAGCAGAAGCGGGAAGCCCGGAUGUGGAGCCUGGCACUGAGCUGGAUGAAGACGACAUUCCAUCGGACGCGGAGGCAGAAGCUCGGCUGCUGAGCUCUGAGCGAGGCGAGCCGCUGCCGGAGGACGGGGGGGUGUCGGAGAGCCUGGAGCGGGUGUCCAGCCUGGGACAAUCAUCCAUUAUCGAAAAGCAGUCCGAGGGAGAGGAAGUGACCUCACCAGGCCCGGAGUUCAGAGAGCCUGUGACAGAGGACACCGGUAAACCCCUCCUGUCUCCUCUUCCUCCUCCUCCUACUCCUCCCCUGGCGAUACCCGCUGACACGGGUCCCUCGCCCGGGACGCCGGAGGAGGACACGGUCAAACCCGAGAGGACCCCCUCGACCCCCGAGGCCGCCAGGAGUCCCCCCGGCUCCGCCCCCCCGCGGUCCCCGAUCCGCCUGCAGCCCGCCCCGCUCCACGGGACGGCGCAGCCGGAGUCGCCGGUCCAGAGCCGGCCUUUCGCCUGCUCCCCGACCGGCAACCCGCUGUCCCCCAUCUGCUCCCAGCCCUUGCCCUGCAAGGAGCCGUCCGCGCCCGCCUCCCCCGGCUCCCCGGUGCGGACGCAGCCCGCGCCCGCCACCGCCUCCACGCCGCUGGCCGAGCCCGCCCCGGAGAAGGGCCCGGCCGAGCCGCCGCGGCAGCAGCCCGACUCGCCGGCGGAGACGCCCACCAAGCGGGCGGACAUCAUCGAGGAGUUCUGGAUGAAGAGCGCCGAGAUCCGGAAGAGCCUGGGCCUCACCCCGCUGGAGAGGAGCAGGGCGGCGGCGGCCCCCCCCGAGAGGAGCCUGACCGUCCCCACCCCGGACUCGUCCUCCUCCCCCAGGUCCUACACCCCGGAGGACCUGUCCGACGAGCUCCGGUCCCCCUUCGCGGGCCGCACGGUCAUCCGGCGGCUGAACAUCACGGUGGAGGGGCAGGUGAUCUCGCCCGUGGAGAAGGAGCCCAAGAGCAGCGGCUCGGAGAGGAGGGACCUGAGCAGCAGCUCCGGGCUGGGCCUCAACGGCAGCAGCGCGGUCACCAGCCAGACGGCGGCCAGCGAGAGCUUCAACAACUCCGACUCGGCCAUGCUGACGCCGCCGUCCAGCCCGCCCCCUCCGGUGCCCAAGGAGGACCCCGUCAAGCAGAAGAAGAGCCAGGUGGCCUGGGACAACGAGCCCGCCCCCGGUCCCGUCCGAGCCGCCGCCCCCACCACCGCGCCCACUCAGGCCCCGCCCCCGUCCACGGCCCCGGAACCCGUAACUUCCCCGGCGCCCACGUCCGUGACCACGACGACGACCACCACCACCACCACCACCGCCGUCGUCAUGCGGGAGUCGAGCAAGCCCCGCCGGCCGGAGGUGCGGAAGUCCUUCAUCGAGUGCGUGGAGGAGAUCCCCUUCGCCGACGACGUGGAGGACACCUUCGACGAGCGCACGCCGGACAACAGCGCGCACGAGAGGUUCUUCACCCCGCCCACCGGCACCGGCGGGACCCCGAAGGACAGGCCGCCCCUCCACCUGGCCCUGGCCAUGGAGAACGGCAAGCCCAAGAUCCCCAGCGCCCAGGUGCCUGUCGCCGCGGCGGCUAAGGGCGCCUCCGCCUUCUCCCCGGAGGCCAAGGAGGUGGCGGAGGAGCGCGUGCGGGCGCGGGAGAAGUCGAUCAAGAGCCGAGCGCUCAAGGACGCCGUGGCCAAGCAGCUGGGCAAGGCGAAGGAGUCGGAGGCGCACGCCAAGGGCGGGUCGCCCCGGGUGGCGUGGAACGUCCCGGAGUCGGUCUCGCCCGAGACCUCGGCGGUGAAGGCCCUGGAGUCCCGGAAGCAGGCGGAGGCGCUGGGGGAGCGCUUCGCCACCCCCCAGGGCAGCAGGAGCCUGGAGGUCUCGGCGGCCUCCUCGGAGACCUCGGCGGGCGGGGGUGGGGGGGGCAAGGUGAAGAAGCGCAGCUCCCUCUUCUCCCCGCGCAAGAACAAGAAGGAGAAGAAGGCCAAGGGCGAGGCCCGCGCCUCCGAGGACGCGCCCAAGCACAAGUCCCUCUGGAAGGUCGUCUUCUCCGGCUACAAGAAGGACAAGAAGAAGAAGACGACGACGACGGCCGAGGACAAGUCCCUGCCCAGCACGCCCUCCAGCUCCACCACCACGACGGACUCCGGGAAGAGGAAGGCCUCGCCCCUCGGGAGGUCCUCAGAUCUCAACCUUCGCAGGAACCUGAGCUUCUCCGAGGACUCGGACCUUUCCUGCGACGACGUGCUGGAGAGGUCCUCUCAGAAGUCCAAAGCAGACUCUGUUUACGUCCCACACGCGCUGGCGUUCAAGAGAUCGUACGUCGUGAAGAAAGCUUACACGGAGGAGGAGCUGAACGCCAAGCUGACCCGGAAAGUGCAGAAGGCCGCCCGGAGGCAGGCCAAGCAGGAGGAGCUGAAGAGACUGCACAGGGCCCAGAUCAUCCAGAGGCAGCUGGAGCAGGUGGAGGAGAAGCAGCGGCAGCUGGAGGAGAGGGGCGUGGCCGUGGAGAAGGCCCUGCGCGGGGAAGCAGGGUCGCAUAAGGGCACUUAUAUUAGCCCCAGACAGCAUAAGAGAAGAUCAGACUAUUGGGGAGAGUCUAAUUACAGUGAAAUCCUGGACUUGCAUCUGGGCGGAAUGGGGAAGAAGGACGACCCCAAGCUCAUGCAGGAGUGGUUCAAACUGGUGCAGGAGAAGAACGCGCUGGUGCGCUACGAGUCUGAGCUCAUGAUAUUCGCGCGGGAGCUGGAGCUGGAGGACCGCCAGAGCCGGCUGCAGCAGGACCUGAGGGAGCGCAUGGCCGUGGACGACCACCUGAAGACGGAGGCGGAGCUGGCGGAGGAGCGGCGCAUCCUGAGCGAGAUGCUGGAGGUGGUGGAGCAGCGCGACUCCCUGGUGGCGCUGCUGGAGGAGCAGCGGCUGCGCGAGAAGGAGGAGGACCGGGACCUGGAGUCCGUCAUGCUCUCCAAGGGCUUCAACCUCAACUGGGCCUGAGCCCCCGCCCCCCCCCCCUCCCCUCCCGGUGUGACAUCACUCCCCUCCC
Anguilla anguilla (European eel) is the source of this 7456-nucleotide messenger RNA. It is a transcript of the gene mical3a, whose product is annotated as microtubule associated monooxygenase, calponin and LIM domain containing 3a. Gene Ontology annotation, molecular function: FAD binding; protein binding. NCBI's taxonomy places the organism in Eukaryota, Metazoa, Chordata, Actinopteri, Anguilliformes, Anguillidae. The record is from RefSeq and is a predicted model, not a curated record.